This is a messenger RNA of Uranotaenia lowii, 646 nucleotides long. RefSeq lists its product as uncharacterized. The record is from RefSeq and is a predicted model, not a curated record. NCBI's taxonomy places the organism in Eukaryota, Metazoa, Arthropoda, Insecta, Diptera, Culicidae. The transcript is spliced from 3 exons. The coding region runs from base 11 to 481 and encodes 156 amino acids.
CGCUCCAGAAAUGUAUUCCGCGGUCGUAUUCGUUUUUUUCAAACCUUCUUAUCGAUCGUAUGCCGAUUGCCCGACGCAGAUCCGAAAAAAGAUUUCCAUUGCUGGCGAACCGGAACCAACGUCUUCACCUGCUGCCAGCCAAGGUUCUCUUCAACGAUCAUUAUCGAAAACUUGUCCCAACUGGAACAGAACGACGAAGAUGCAGAGCAAAUCGACCACUUGGAAGAAGGGAAUCAUCCCAUCAGAUCGGAUUCACCCGGCAACAAUUCUACACGGCUUUCCGCUCGUACAAGUUUGUCGUAUUGAAGCAAGACAUCUCCGAAGAUUCUCUCCGCCUUGUAUAGCAGGCAGUCAGCCAGCUCGGGUUAUCUGGUUCGUCCAAUGCCCAAUGUGGUCCCUUGAUGACUUGAUUAGUGCAAGCAGGAAGAUGAACGAUACAUCCGGAAGUAAGGGAAAUAUUGGAGAAGACGUUCAAGACUGAUACCUUCAGCUUCUUACUACAUUUCCGAGACCGUGACUGCCUGGAUAUAAUCGCUGAAACUCUGGAACUUCGUUUAAUAGAAAAAUGGCUCGCCCAACAGUUCCAAUGGUUUCAAUAAUUUAAUUUUGAUCACGCAAAAAAAAAAUCAAUGAGAUUUAUAAAAAG